Molecule: messenger RNA, 974 nt
Organism: Solanum dulcamara
Lineage: Eukaryota; Viridiplantae; Streptophyta; Magnoliopsida; Solanales; Solanaceae
Exons: 7
Coding region: 29-931 (300 amino acids)
Molecular function (GO): zinc ion binding
Source: RefSeq, a predicted model, not a curated record
ACGAUUCCUUCAUUCAAUCUCGAUUUACAUGUUGUUCGCUGCUCACGGAAGCUUGAAAAAUGUAAAAUCUGUGGGGAUAUGGUUCCAAAAAAAACAUGCAGACGAACAUUUCUUGAGCACUCAUGCUCCUGUAUCCUGUUCCUUGUGUAACGAGACAAUGGAACAUGAGGUAUUAGCUGUUCACAAAGAUGAAAAUUGCCCACAAAGGAUUGUGGCAUGUGAGUAUUGCGAGUUUCCAUUGCCUGCAAUUGAUUUAUUUACGCAUCAGGAUGUAUGCGGGAAUAGAACAGAACUGUGCCAUAUGUGUAGCAGAUAUAUUAGGCUCUGUGAAAGAAAUGUCCAUGAUAGUAGAUGCAAUGGAGGCACAAAUAACAUCACAGAAUCCUCCAGUGACAGAGCGAUUCCUUCUUCCAAUCUCGACUUCCAGAAUCUUGAAAAAUGUAAAAUAUGCGGGGAUAUGGUUCCAGAAAAACAUACAGAAGAACAUCUUUUGAGCAAUCAUGCUCCGGUAGCCUGUUCUUUGUGUAGCGAGACAAUGGAACGUGAGGUAUUAGCUGUUCACAAAGGUGAAAAUUGCCCACAAAGGAUUGUGACAUGCGAUUAUUGCGAGUUUCCUUUGCCUGCAAUUGAUUUAUUUAAGCAUCAGGAAGUAUGUGGGAAUACAACAGAACGUUGCCAUCUGUGUAGCAGAUAUAUUAGGCUCCGUGAAAGACAUGUCCAUGAGAGUAGGUGUAAUGGAGGCACAAACAUCAUUGCAGAAUCUUCCAGGAACACUAGUCCAUCUGAGAGAGAUCAUGGUGGUCCUAGAAGGAAGUUACGUGUAGUUCCCAAGAAGCGGCUUCUAUAUACAACAAUUGCAAUAGCAGGCAUUGCUGUUUUGGUAGGCUCACUUAUUUUCCAGAGGAAAUCUGAAGAUAGUCAAGUAUCCUAGCAGAUUUACUGUUAUCCAUCAACUGAUACUUUUAUCAAAUUGA